AUGGCUUCUACUUCUUCUCCUUUUUAUUCUUCCAAAACUCCUCAUCACGGUUUCAUGCUCGACCAAACGACAACCACCACCAACCCCACCAAAAUGACAAAACGACAAGAAAAAAAGGCCAAAGCCAAGAGAGCCCUUUGGACCCUCUUCAUUGCGGUAUCGGUCCCCCUUUCGUUGACCAUGACAAUAAUCCUCCUCUUCGGCUCAGGGAAGCGCUACCGGUCCCUCACCAAGCCGUUCUGGUUCCCACCACUUUGGUUCGUACACCUGGCCUCGUUGGGCUCGUCCUUCCUCACGGGCUUCGCCGCCUGGCUCUUUUGGGCCGACGGUGGGUUCCACGCGCACCCCGACGCGCUGCCCCUUUACAUUGCUCAGAUUUCUCUCAGCAUCGUGUGGGACCCACUCGUGCUGGUGAUUGGGGCCGCUUCGCUUGGCUUGGUUUUUUGCUUGGUUCAUUUUGGGACUCUCUUUGCAUGUUACCGAAGCUUUCGACGCGUCAAUCCGUUUGCUAAAGAUCUCAUGAAGCCUUGUUUGGCUUGGGUGGCUUAUCUUACUCUUGUUAAUUAUAAGCUUAUUUACUUUGAAUUUUUUUAA
Molecule: messenger RNA, 594 nt
Organism: Morus notabilis
Lineage: Eukaryota; Viridiplantae; Streptophyta; Magnoliopsida; Rosales; Moraceae
Product: translocator protein homolog
Exons: 1
Coding region: 1-594 (197 amino acids)
Cellular component (GO): membrane
Source: RefSeq, a predicted model, not a curated record